Messenger RNA from Peromyscus eremicus (cactus mouse), 1241 nucleotides. Its product is annotated as arylamine N-acetyltransferase 2. The record is from RefSeq and is a predicted model, not a curated record. The transcript has 2 exons. Lineage: Eukaryota; Metazoa; Chordata; Mammalia; Rodentia; Cricetidae. Gene Ontology annotation, molecular function: acetyltransferase activity. The coding region runs from base 99 to 971 and encodes 290 amino acids.
AUUGACUCUACCCUUAAUUCCUUCCUUGAAUCUAGUUUGACUGGUGAAAUGUCCAUCUAGCACCAGGCUUGGACUUAAUCGUUUUGGAAGAGGGGACCAUGGACAUCGAAGCAUACUUUGAAAGAAUUGGUUAUCAGAAUCCCAGGAACAAACUGGACUUGCAAACAUUAACUGAAAUCCUUCAGCACCAGAUACGAGCUAUUCCCUUUGAGAACUUGAACAUCCAUUGCGGGGAAUCCAUGGAGCUGAGCUUAGAGACCAUCUUUGAUCAAAUUGUGAGGAAGAAGAGGGGUGGGUGGUGUCUCCAGGUUAAUCAUCUCCUGUACUGGGCUCUGACCAAAAUGGGCUUUGAAACCACAAUGUUGGGAGGAUAUGUCUUUAACACUCCAGCUAACAAGUACAGCAGUGGUAUGAUUCACCUUCUAGUACAGGUGACCAUCGGUGACAAGGACUACAUUGUUGAUGCUGGGUUUGGACGUUCCUACCAGAUGUGGGAGCCUCUGGAAUUAGCAUCAGGGAAGGAUCAACCUCAGGUGCCUGCCAUUUUCCGCUUGACAGAAGAGAAUGGAACCUGGUACUUGGACCAAAUCAGAAGAGAGCAAUAUGUUCCAAACCAAGAAUUUGUUAACUCAGAUCUCCUUGAGAAAAACAAAUACAGAAAAAUCUAUUCUUUUACUCUCGAACCCCGCACUAUUGACGACUUUGAGUCCAUGAAUACCUACCUUCAGACAUCGCCAGCAUCUGUGUUUACAAGCAAAUCAUUUUGUUCCUUGCAAACCCCAGAAGGGGUUCACUGUUUGGUAGGUUCCACCCUCACCUAUAGGAGAUUCAGUUAUAAAGACAAUGUGGAUCUUGUGGAAUUUAAGAGUCUGAAGGAGGAAGAAAUAGAAGACAUACUGAAAACUAUAUUUGGUGUUUCUUUAGAGAGAAAACUUGUGCCCAGGCAUGGUGAUAAAUUUUUUACCAUUUAGAAUAAGCAGCAGUACAAGUUUUCAGUGUCCCUCCGUGUACUUGAACUUUUUAUGAUAAAUUUUCAAGCAGAUGUACAGUAUAUGUAAUUACAUGAGCCUUUUUGCAUCCAUACCCUAGCUUACCAGUUACUGGUAACUAGUAAUUUGUUAUAUCCGCUCUACUCCUAUAUUUUAAAUAGCAAUAAUUGCAUCUUGGAUAAACCUCAUUGGCUAUGACACUGCCACUGUGCAAAGCUCUACUCCUGUAUUUUAAUAAAAGAAAACUAGACA